UGAAAUGUAAUAACAAUUUUAAUGAACAAACUUGGGGUCAAAAUUUCUUUGUAGCACCACCUCAAGAAAGUAUAAAUAUGAUAUCUCAAGAAAGUAAGGAUGUGAAAUUUCAGGAAAGUAGAGACAUGGAAUUUCAGAAAAGUAAGGACAUGGAAUUUCAGGAAAGUAGGAACGUGGAAUUUCAGGAAAGUAGGAAUGUAGAUUAUCAAAAGAGUAUAAAUAAUAUAAAAUCUCAAGAAGGUAUGGAUAUGGAAUCUCAAUACGUAGAACCUCAAGGAAGUAUGGAUGUAAAAUCUCAAGAAGAUACACGUAUUAAGUUAUUAACAGAGAAUCAAUCACAAAAUAUUAGCAUUAGAAAUAGUGCAAUUAAUCUGAUUGGUCCAAAUUUAUAUAUCCAUAAUAAUAGUAGAAAUACUGCAGUAAAAACUCCACUUAAUACUCUUAUCAGUAAUUCUAAUGAAAUUGAUAAUAAUAUUUCAACUGGAUCAACUCAAGGCAUGAAGAAGAAUGUUACUAAACAGAAGUAUUUAUGUAAUAUGUGUGGGAACCCUGGUUAUAAUGCUUGA
Molecule: messenger RNA, 566 nt
Organism: Dentiscutata erythropus
Lineage: Eukaryota; Fungi; Glomeromycota; Glomeromycetes; Diversisporales; Gigasporaceae
Source: the annotation of a GenBank genome assembly